Molecule: messenger RNA, 2396 nt
Organism: Leptonychotes weddellii (Weddell seal)
Lineage: Eukaryota; Metazoa; Chordata; Mammalia; Carnivora; Phocidae
Source: RefSeq, a predicted model, not a curated record
GCCUUUCGGCGGCUGAGCCGCUGCGCGGAGGCGGGACCUGUGGCGAGCAAGCGGCGGGAGGCUGGGCUAGAGCUGCGAGAGCCUGAAGCUGCGCCGGAGCUCGAGCCCGCCGCAGAUCCAGGCCUUUGGACCCAAAGCUGCUUCUGUCCCAGCAUGGGACAGAGCUCUGAGCAGAAUGGAAACUGAGUGCACCCCUGACAGGUCUGCUGGCUCAACUACCCUCCAAGAGUCGUAAACAUGCUGCGCUUCCUGGUGCCCCGGUUGCUUUGCCUCCAUGGCAGGACCGCCCCGUACUCUUCUGCAGCGGCCCUUCCGAACCCCAUCCCGAACCCAGACAUCCGCUACAACCAGCUGUUCAUCAACAAUGAGUGGCAAGAUGCAGCCAGCAAGAAGACCUUCCCGACAGUCAACCCCGCCACGGGAGAGGUCAUUGGCCACGUGGCUGAGGGGGACCGGGCUGACAUGGAUCUGGCAGUGAAAGCAGCCCACGAGGCCUUCCGCCUGGGGUCUCCAUGGCGCCGGAUGGAUGCCUCAGAGCGCGGCUGCCUGCUGAACUGCCUGGCCAACCUGGUGGAGCGGGAUCGUGUCUACCUGGCCUCCCUGGAGACUUUGGACAAUGGGAAGCCUUUCCAGGAGUCUUACGCCUUGGACCUGGAUGAGGUCAUCAAAGUAUACCGGUACUUUGCUGGCUGGGCUGACAAGUGGCACGGCAAGACCAUCCUGGAUGGCGAGCAUUUCUGCUUCACCCGCCAUGAGCCUGUUGGCAUCUGCGGCCAGAUAAUCCAAUGGAACUUCCUCUUGGUCAUGCAGGGCUGGAAGCUCGCCCCAGCGCUGGCCACCGGCAACACUGUGGUCAUGAAGGUGGCAGAGCAGACCCCCCUGUCUGUCCUGUACUUGGCCUCCCUCAUCAAAGAGGCGGGCUUUCCCCCGGGGGUGGUGAACAUCAUCACUGGCUAUGGCUCCACAGCGGGCGCAGCCAUCGCCCAGCACAUGGAUGUCGACAAAGUUGCCUUCACCGGCUCUACUGAGGUGGGCCACCUGAUCCAGAAGGCGGCCGGCGAUUCCAACCUGAAGAGAGUCACCUUGGAGCUGGGUGGGAAGAGCCCCAGCAUCGUGCUGGCCAACGCGGACAUGGACCACGCCGUGGAGCAGUGCCACGAAGCGCUGUUCUUUAACAUGGGCCAGUGCUGCUGUGUGGGCUCCCGGACCUUUGUCGAAGGAUCCAUCUAUGACGAGUUUCCUGAGAGAACCGUGGAGAAGGCUAAGCAGAGAAGGGUCGGGAACCCCUUUGAGCUGGACACCCAGCAGGGGCCCCAGGUGGACAAAGAGCAGUUUGAAUGAAUCCUGAGCUACAUCCGGCUUGGCCAGAAGGAGGGGGCAAAACUUCUCUGCAGCGGGGAGCGUUUUGGGGAGCGCGGUUUCUUCAUCAAGCCCACGGUCUUUGGUGGCAUGCAGGAUGACAUGAGGAUCACCGGAGAGAUCUUCGGGCCUGUGCAGCCCUUAUUUAAAUUCAAGAAGAUGGAGGAGGUGAUCGAGAGGGCCAACAACACCAGGUAUGUCUUGGCUGCUGCCGUGUUCACCCGGGACCUGGACAAGGCCAUGUACUUCACGCAGGUGCUCCAGGCCGGCACAGUGUGGGUAAACACCUACAACGUUGUCACCUGCCACACGCCUUUUGGAGGGUUUAAGGAAUCUGGCAAUGGGAGGGAGCUGGGGGAGGAUGGGCUUAAGGCCUACACGGAGGUGAAGACCGUUACCAUCAAGAUUCCUCAGAAGAACUCGGAAGAAUGGCUGCCACAGGGACCCACCUCCAGUCCAGAGUUUCCAUAAUCACCUAGACCAUGGUUGCCAAAUAGUUUUUUAGCCUCGGACCCUACUUUAUUUGUUCCAAAUGAACUCUUAGAGGGAAGCUCAGCAAAUAAAGCAAUUAAAAUGAGAACUGCUCUUGUUAAAGCAGGACUGGGGACUGGACUCAAAAGUCCUAUCCACCUGUGCCUCGGCCCCAGCCCCCUUGGUGGCCCUGAGUUACUUCCAUGAAAUCUUGGGAGUCUCUGGAAAAUAGAUUAAAAACCACUGAUCUGGACAGUGGCUUUUAGUUCUUUCUUCUGAUCUGAGGACUUCCCCAUGUAUUAAUCUAAUGGCUUAGUAGAUGGACUCAGUUCAGACAUAGGAUCGGGAGGCAUCAGGAGUUUCAAACUAGGUGGAUGCCAGAUCUUGGCCCCAUUCUUCAAUGACUUAACCCAAAAAUCAAGGAUGCUUCUCCUUUUUUAAGUACCAGUUGCCAGCUGUUUUGCUUGCUUACCCUGCAUUUUGCUGCUGAUUAUCAUUACUUUGAGGGAAAAAGUGGGCAAAGAAUGCAUUUAUCUUUUUUUUUUUUAAUUUUUAAUUUAUUUAUU